Hypomesus transpacificus is the source of this 3836-nucleotide messenger RNA. RefSeq names its product RAP1 GTPase activating protein a (gene rap1gapa). The transcript has 26 exons. Gene Ontology annotation, molecular function: GTPase activator activity. Gene Ontology annotation, cellular component: cytoplasm. The record is from RefSeq and is a predicted model, not a curated record. Lineage: Eukaryota; Metazoa; Chordata; Actinopteri; Osmeriformes; Osmeridae. Bases 100 to 2373 code for a protein of 757 amino acids. Gene Ontology annotation, biological process: regulation of small GTPase mediated signal transduction; activation of GTPase activity.
ACAGCUAGGCUUGCUCAGUGUGAGUGACAGAAGUGCAGGCUCCAUUCAGUGCUGAGUUGACUUACUCUCUGUUGGUUCACUUCCUCACCAUUUGCCAGCAUGCCGCAGAGAAAGAGGAGUUUCACUUUUGGAGCCUAUGGAGGAGCCGACAAGACCUUCUCCAGGGCCAGAAGCAUAUGGAAACAGGAUGGGGGUGAGCCCCGAGUCACGACCACACUAGAGCCUCCACUGUUCCAGCCUCCAGCCCCGCACACCGCGCCUCCGUUCCUCAAGACCACAGACCUAUUUGAAAUGAUUGAGAAGAUGCAGGGCAACAGGAUGGAUGAGCAGAGAUGUACCUUUCCUCCCCCACUGAAGACUGAGGAGGAUUACAUCCCCUACCCCAGUGUCCAUGAGGUGCUGGGCAGAAGGAGCCCCUUCCCUCUCAUCCUGCUUCCGCAGUUUGGGGGCUACUGGAUCGAGGGCACCAAUCAUGAGCUGAGGGACCCUGGUGACUAUGAGCAGAUCCAGCCCCUGUCCCCCACCACACGCACCAAGCUGGAGUGUAACACCACUGCCAAGAUCUACAGGAGACACUUCCUGGGCAAGGAACACUUUAAUUACUACUCAGUGGAUGGUGCACUGGGUCACCUGGUUUUCUCGCUGAAGUACGACGUCAUCGGUGACCAGGAACACCUGCGUCUCGUGCUCAGGACCAAAGUGAAAACCUACCAUGAUGUUAUACCCAUCUCCUGCCUGACUGAGUUCCCCAACGUAGUCCAGAUGGCUAAGCUUGUUUGUGAAGAGGUGAAUGUGGAUCGCUUCUACCCAGUCCUUUACCCAAAAGCUUCGAGACUCAUCGUCACGUUUGAUGAACACGUUAUAAGUAACAACCUCAAGUUUGGAGUCAUCUACCAGAAGUUUGGACAGACUUCAGAGGAAGAGCUGUUUGGGAACAGUGAGGAGAGUCCAGCUUUCACAGAGUUCCUGGAGUUCAUAGGGGAGAAGGUCGAGCUGCACGACUUUAAAGGGUUCAGAGGUGGGCUGGAUGUUACCCAUGGGCAGACGGGUACGGAGUCUGUUUACCACAACUACCGCAACAAGGAGGUCAUGUUCCAUGUCUCCACCAAGCUGCCUUUCACUGAGGGAGACACCCAACAGUUGCAGAGGAAGCGACACAUAGGGAACGACAUCGUGGCUAUACUGUUCCAGGAGGAGAGCACCCCUUUUGUUCCUGACAUGAUCGCUUCCAACUUCCUCCAUGCCUACGUGGUGGUGCAGGUGGUGAACCCCUGCUCUGAGAAUGUCCUCUACAAGGUGUCGGUGACUGCCCGGGAUGACGUUCCCUUCUUUGGACCAGCCCUCCCAGACCCAGCCAUUUUCAGAAAAGGUCCUGAAUUCCAUGAAUUCCUCUUCACCAAGCUCAUCAAUGCUGAGUAUGCCUGCUACAAAGCUGAGAAAUUUGCCAAAUUAGAGGAGCGGACACGGUCAGCCUUGCUGGAGACACUGUAUGAGGAGCUGCAUGUGAACAGUCAGGCCAUGAUGGGCCUGGGAGGAGAAGAGGACAAGAUGGAGAAUGGGAGUGGAGGAGGAGGGGGGUUCUUUGAGUCCUUCAAGCGGGUGAUCCGCAGCAGAAGCCAGUCUAUGGACGCCAUGGGCCUCAGUCUCAAGAAGACACACACUGUCUCCACUAGUCACAGCAGCAGCUUUACCCACAACCACGCAGACAGCCCCAAAUUCCCAGGGAUAUCAUUGCUUGUACCAGGCAAAAGUCCCAGUAAAUAUGGACGUCGGGGCAGUGCCAUAGGGAUAGGAACGAUAGAAGAGUCUCUCAUCAUUCCUGGUAAAAGUCCCACCAGGAAGAAGUCUGGUCCAUUCAGCUCCAGACGCAGCAGUGCCAUUGGCAUUGAGAACAUACAGGAGGUCCAGGAGAAAAGCAGUAGAGAGUUUUCUCUAUGUACACAGAAGACCCCAGACAGUGGUCAUGCCUCUCAGGACCCAAAAUCAGAAGACUCAUCUAAUCAGAGCUCACCUGAGGCACUCACGACAAAGAACAGUUCUUCUCUCUGUGGCAGGGCCCCAUCCAUCCCUGAGGGUCAUGACCUCUCCCGCUCCUCCUCCAACGCCAGCAGCUUUGCCAGCGUGGUGGAGGAGAACGAGACAGAGGCGACAGAGGAUUAUGACACUGGAAUGGAGAGUCUCUCGUCAGCAGGGACACCACACAAGCGGGACUCAUUCACUUACAGCACCUGGCUGGAGGACAGCAUGAGCAGCAUCAGCAACACCAGCCGAGGCAGCUCCCCAGGACCUGGAAAGCAUGAUGGAGGGAAAGGAACAGAGAUAAGGAUCAAGCUGGAGCGGCCACAGGACCAUGACUCCUCAUCGAAUUGUUAGCCCCACCUGGUUGUGUCCUGGAUGUUCAUCUACAGCAUUCCCAUAAAACACAACACCUCCGGGAGUUAAGACGAGCGAGAGCUUUCGCUGAGACCAAUGACGAGGAGGACGAGGAAGCGGAGUCUGGCCAGUCUGCUGGUCAGUGAAGCUGGAGCGCCCGUACCCAGAAGCCUUUGGGGCUGUACCUGGAGACCACACAAAGAGGGGCCAACUUUUGCACAGUGCUGUUUCUUUCAGUUCACUCGCCUCUUCACAUAUCUAAUGCCUGGUUUUAUCUGUUCUAUCCAACCUGUGUUUCCAAAGCACAGUUUUGUUCAUGAAGUGAAAUAACUAUGUUUGCCAACAAUGUUGCUUUUGGUUCAGUUAAGGCCUACUAUAGAUGUGCACAGAUCACACAGGUCAAAGACAGUGAACUAAAUCAGAGUUUGGUCUGUGUUAACAACUGGAUGUCAUGACACUGUGGCUGUGAGGCAAGGCCUGUAUUGCAGUUCAACACCAUUUUGCUCAAUUGACAUCUCUAAUGUCUAAAACCAAAUAUCCAACACCACCAUGUGAGAUUUUUUAUUAAAAGUCUAUUUUAAUUCUUAGUUGUUGAAUGCUGUUUAAAAUGUCAGUGAUUAGAUUUUCAGAGUUAAGUGAUUGUAAUUUGUCUAUUAGCAUUUGGUUCAUCAAAACAUUCUCAGCUAAGGACUGGAUCCUCUCUUCACAUAGAGUAGACCUGAGUCUUUGUUUUUAGUAAAUGCCAAACCUCAUACUUUAACUUAAGCGGGGAUACAUGAAUGAAUGCGAUGACAUAGCCUUAAAACUGGAAUAUUAAUUGUAUUAAACCAUUCUAAAUUGGUUGUAUCUUUACUUUUUACUUGCAUGGUCUUCUAGCAGUAAUGGGAUGGUGGUUUCUGAUUGAAUGGGAAUUGAUCCGCAUAGUUUUGAGGACUUGAUUCUUACUGAUAAUGUACAAUUUUAUUAUUAUGAGCCAUUCUCUGAAAUAGCGUUGCACUUUCCAACUAUUAGAUCGCUGUGAGCUAAAUGCAGGUAUAGCUUUGCACUUCUACUGUGUUCGGGUGUUUUGUACAUUUCAAGCAUGUUAUGUCGGGACACCACAUCAAUGCACAAUGGUUCUUUACACAUCCAAUUAACCAAUCAAAUUGAUCAAUAGUGACUGUGUCCCAGGUUGAAUCAGCUGUACACUGUUGUCAUUGUGUUGUAAUUUGUGUUUUUAUUUAUUUGGGGUGUGUUGUGGCUGUUAAACUCCACUUGUGAAUCUGAUUCAAAGUUGGCUUCUACAGUAUACAGUUGUCUUAUGAGAGAGAUGCCCAGAGUCAGUGAUACAGUAGGUACUCAUUACGUAUAAUAUCUGAAGUCUGUAGACCGUAGAAGGUCAGCAUACAACGUGUCAGAUUUGAAUUAAAUACAGAUAAUUACAAGAUACUUUAUAUGAAUAAACUGGACUGAAUUGAACUCUG